AUGCAAGAGUAUUCCUGCUCAUGCUUGGUGGAUAAGAUAGUGGAGCAGCUGCAGCAGUUUGUGCAGAGCUACGAUCUGGCCGCCCUGCGGGACUACUGGGGGUAUCUGGACCGGCGCCUUUUCAGCCGUUUGGAAGAUGUGUACCGGCCAACAGUGAACAAGCUGAAAACCAGCUUGUUCCGCUACUACCUCGUCCAUACUGUCCAGAGUGGCCGCAAUGACAAGGCACAGGAGUUCUUCCUCAAGCAGGCCUCCGAGCUCCAGAACCAGGCGGAGUGGAAGGAUUGGUUUGUCCUGCCCUUCCUCCCUGCCCCAGACUCCAACCCCACCUUCGCCACGUAUUUCUCACGCCAGUGGGCAGAUACCUUCAUUGUGUCCCUGCACAACUUCCUGAGCGUCUUGUUUCAUUGCAUGCCUGUUCCAGUCAUUUUGAACUUCGAGGCUGAAUGUCACAGGAGCAGUCUCAUACAAGAAGAAAAUGAAUCGUUGCGGCAUAAGCUAUUUGCCUUGCAGGCUGAAUCCUCCCGCGUGAAGAAAGAAGAGCUGGAAGUGGAAGAAGCAGUUGUGCAUCACAAACUGCCUGCAUAUGUGGCCAACAUGGACCGUCUGGGGGACUCUGAGCUUGAUAUGACCUGCAGCCAGAGGAGCACUGCACACUCUCUUCAGGCCCGGGGAGGCUUUCUGUCCUCUUUCCUCUCCCAGAGUAAAAAGGGCCCUUCCAGACCAAUCCAGCCAAGUGGGGCUUCUCCAACACAGACUGGCAGUGUGCUGCUAGGGAAGAAAGAAGCAGCAAAUCAUCAGAGUGCCAAAGGAAAGGAAGGAGCAGUGAGCAGCAAGGAUGGGAAGAGCCACUUCAGCGGGUUGGCAGCAGGUGAACUGAGCUCCCUGCAGCAGCGGCAGCGGCGCUUACAAGAGCACGGGAAGGAAAGGAAGGAGCUGCUGUCAAAAGGGACCUCCCAGGUAUCGGGCAACGCUGCGAGGCCACGAGACAUAACGGCAGCACCUCAGCCGCUGCAUGGCUGGGCCGCUGAGCAAGCGGGGUCUCCGAGCAGGCCUCCCGCCGGCAGCGCGGAGGCUGCGUCUGUCCGGCAGGAGCAGCCCUUCAUUGUCCUGAGCCAGGAGGAGUACGGGGAGCACCACUCGUCCAUCAUGUACUGCAGGGUUGAUUGUUCUGGACGAAGGGUGGCCAGCUUGGAUGUGGAUGGAGUCAUCAAAGUGUGGUCUUUUAAUCCCAUAAUGCAGACCAAAGCUUCAUCCAUUUCCAAAUCUCCCCUGCUGUCUCUGGAAUGGGCAACCAAGCGGGAUCGGCUGCUGUUGCUUGGCAGUGGGGUUGGGACGGUUCGUCUUUAUGACACAGAAGCAAAGAAGAACCUUUGCGAAAUCAGCAUUGAUGAAAACAUGCCCAGGAUCCUCUCACUUGCCUGCAGCCCAAGCGGCGCUUCCUUCGUCUGUUCUGCGGCCGCCCCGAGCCCCAUUUCCCACAUGGACUUCUCAGCGGUCAGCUGUGGAGGCAGAAGCAUGAACCAAGUUCCUGGGAAGCUGCUGCUGUGGGACACUAAAACAAUGAAGCAGCAGCUGCAGUUCUCCCUGGACCCUGAGCCUAUUGCUAUUAACUGCACAGCCUUCAACCACAACGGCAACCUGCUGGUCACAGGGGCUGCAGAUGGGUUUGUUCGUCUCUUUGAUAUGCAGCAGCAUGAGUGUGCCAUGAGCUGGAGGGCACACGAUGGGGAGGUCUACUCUGUUGAAUUCAGCUACGAUGAGAACACGGUCUACAGCAUAGGGGAGGAUGGCAAGUUUAUUCAGUGGAAUAUUCACAAAAGUGGCUUGAAGGUGUCUGAAUAUGAUCUUCCCAGCGAAGCUACAGGUCCCUUUGUGCUGUCUGGAUACAGUGGAUACAAGCAAGUCCAGUUCCCACGAGGAAGGCUUUUUGCUUUUGACUCUGAAGGGAACUAUAUGCUCACGUGUUCUUCUACUGGGGGAGUAAUUUUUAAGUUAAAUGGUGAAGAAAAGGUUCUGGAGAGCUGCCUUUCUCUUGGAGGACACCGAGCUCCAGUUGUCACAGUGGACUGGAGCAUGGCCAUGGACUGUGGAACCUGUCUUACCGCCUCGAUGGACGGAAAGAUUAAAUUAACAACUUUACUGGCUCAAAAGUCUUAACCUGGAAAGUGCAGGAGGAAAACAACAACAGACUUGAGGAAAAAAGAAAAAAGUGUUAACUUCACAGGAACAAACUGCAUGAGAGAGAAGGCAAACUACAAUCACUCUUCUCGUUUUAGCUUUUGCCUUCUGGCAAGUGUUAAGCGUAUAUGCCAAACCACUGUGCAAAAGAGUGCUGUUCUGGGACCGGAUCAGCAGCAGCACUGGAAAACAGGCAGCCUUCACUGACCCCUCGUGGCAGCUGGGCUCCCUCCGAUAGGGAGUCUUGAAGUAGUGUGUGGCUAGAGGGCUGCUGAGGUCAAGUCCAGGGCUGGGUGGGAGAAGGCAAGGAUGGAGGAAGAACGCACGAGGCAGCGCAGUGCUUGGGGCACAGAUUGCUCAGGCUGAAAAGGCCUGUGCAAAACCAGAGUAUUCCUUGGGUAUAAUGUCUUUUUC
Molecule: messenger RNA, 2595 nt
Organism: Tinamus guttatus (white-throated tinamou)
Lineage: Eukaryota; Metazoa; Chordata; Aves; Tinamiformes; Tinamidae
Source: RefSeq, a predicted model, not a curated record